CAUACCCCGAGGGAAUACUAUCAUUGCAUUUUUAUAGCACAAAAAUGGCACUUUCCAAGAUAUUAGACUUCAUGAAAUGUUCAGAUGGAAUGGAGGAUUAUGAUUCAGUGAUAUGUGAUAAUUGUGAAACAAAUCCUGCGAUAAAGAGAUGCUCCAAUUGUACAUCAACAUUCUGUGAAAAAUGCAAACAAGCACACGACAAGAUGAAAGUGAACAAAACGCAUAAAUGGAUUGAAGUUGAUGAAAUACCGAAUAAUGUAGCUCCAAUACAAAGCAAUCCUGCAUUUGAACCUGAAGAAGUAAAGAAAAAAGAUCCCAAGCUCAACUGUGAUAAACACAAAGAUCACACAAUAAAAUACUUUUGUGUUGAUGAUGAAGAGGCAAUAUGUGAAGCAUGCUGCAACACUGACCAUAGCUUACACAAGAAGAUUACAAUUGAGGAACAAUCACUGACAGCCAAGAAAAUGGCUGAUGAGCUGAAUAAUUCUGGAAAAGCAAGAAUCAAGGCAUUGGACAAAAGCAUCUGCAACUUAAAGCAGCAUAAAGCUGAAGUCCAGAAUGAGCAGUUUAAGGUGAAUAGCACUCUGAAAGAUGACAAUCCAGUGGAUAUUGUCAGGCUUAUCCCACAUAUGGAAGAAUUGUUGGAGGAGUGGGCAGACAACAGUGCCAUAGUAAAGGCUGGAUGUUUCGGAGUGUACGACUAUGUACAAGUAAUUCCAAAUGAAAAUGAUAAUACAGGUGAACUGUAUAUGGAUAUGAAAAAAGGCAUGAAGUAUGUGAAAAUGUCUAAACCAUCUAGCAAAAGACACCUUAAACCUGAUGGCACAAGUGCUAAAGAACAGACAAAAACAAACGAGGACAUAAAAGUAUGUGAUGAAUCUGGUCAUGAACCACAACUGUAUGCAAAUGUCUCUAUACCAACUAGCCCACCUUCUAAGGACACAAAAGAUGAUGAGCAGGUAAUGAAAACACCAAAGCCAACACCACGAGAAUCCCCUAAUAAGCCACAAAACCAACAAGAUGAUCCUGUACCUUUAGAUAAGGAAGUAAGCGACGGAGUAAGGGAAUGUGAAGCUAAUUAAUAACAAUUCUGGUAAAUAGCCAACUGACACUUCAGAUAUGUAUGAAAUUGAAUCAUUGGGUGAAUAUGCUAUGAAAAUAUGGAAAUUCAGUGUGCGAUAUGAAGUGAUCAAAUGAGAGGCAUAUUUUGAUAAUAAAAUUAUAUCAAUGCUAAAAUAUUAUUCAAAACACAUUAAGUUAAAAUUUCGAAAGAUAAAACUACAUAUACAUUUAUUAUUCAUUGCCAAUCAUUGGUAAUCAAAAUUGGGUCUUUUUAACUGUUAUUGUCAAGGGUUACUAAAGACUAAAAAUGCACCAAUUUAGACUAGAAUGUGUAUUCUCUGGUUUUGGACAAUAAUAAUGUGUUACAUUUUGGAGCAUUUCUGGGGACUUUAACAAAAUGCUAGUACCAGUCCUAUUACUUUUGGGACACCCUGUAUUCAUAUUCUCAGAAACCUACUAGUAUAUGGUUCUUUAAGUUAUAAUUCUAAGAAAUAUUUAAUUGUACAUAAAAUGUUAUGUAUGGCCAAAGCGCCAAAUACGUGAUCGCGACAAUAUGAUCUACUGCAAAUAAAUGUUGCUAUUUAUGACUUGUAUAUAAACACACUCUCUAUUUCAAGUGUUUUUGAAGCUGACAUUGUCAGAAGUGAGUUGUAAAACCAUCAGAUCAAAACCACUGUUUUAGAAGAAACGAGGUCAUUCUGACUCCAAUGUACUUGACAUGUUCAAUUGAGCACAUUGAGGUAAAUAUUUUGAAUUCCGAGGAGCACAAAUCUAAUGCCUUGGUCACAUUUGCUCCGAUUUUCACAAAGGCGCCCGGCCGAUUGAGUAUUUUGUUCAAAAUUGAAUACAAUGUCGAAAAAACACUCAAUCGGCUGGGCGCCGGGUGAUGGAUCGGAGCAAAUGUGACCCAGGCAUAAAUGUCAACAAUAUCAUUGCUGUACACAUUCAUGGUUUCAAUAUUCUUCGGUCAUUUCAGGCAUAAUGUUUGACCAAAACAAAACAGAAUUAACUUGGUAAAUUGUGUAACAUUAAUUGAAUUGAGCCAAUCUCUUACCUUGUUAGAUUCCUCAUCUCUUUCUCAGCCCAAGUGCGAACCAUCUUCCUUGGGUUGUGUUUACAGUAACCAUGUCUGAACCUGAACUCUCCAGUCACGUACUUAUCUCUGUCCUUGAACACCAUGAUGGACGUCUUGUACACCUACAAGAAUGGUAAACACUUUGGAUGGCAUAGCCUAUAUACAUGUAAAUAAAAUAAUAUGGAA
Molecule: messenger RNA, 2323 nt
Organism: Owenia fusiformis
Lineage: Eukaryota; Metazoa; Annelida; Polychaeta; Sabellida; Oweniidae
Source: the annotation of a GenBank genome assembly